This is a messenger RNA of Plasmodium adleri (nom. inval.), 204 nucleotides long. Its product is annotated as parasite-infected erythrocyte surface protein, putative. The coding region runs from base 1 to 204 and encodes 67 amino acids. NCBI's taxonomy places the organism in Eukaryota, Apicomplexa, Aconoidasida, Haemosporida, Plasmodiidae. The record is from RefSeq and is a predicted model, not a curated record. The transcript has 2 exons.
AUGGGAAAACGGUCAUAUAACAAAUCGGUCUAUAAGGGAAAAUCGAAAAUAAAUAAACCCGUUGUUAGAACAUUAGCAGAAUUUGAUAAGAUAUUUCAAAACUCAAAAAGUUCAAUUAAUUUUCUAGAACAUUUAAUGAUUAUAAAAAUGAAGAUCCAUACAAAGAAUACACACACCAAAGAUCAAGAUGAACAUUCUCCAUGA